AUGGGUUGGACAGCGGAGAAGCAGUUUGUAGGUCGAGUUGAAAUAUCAUUAAAAUUCUUCAUGUUCUUUGACUAUUGUUCUUUUGACCCCAUUUUAGCUAACCAAGUUGUCGAGUUUACCGUGUGCAGCUGGAUACUUACUAUUAUCGCUUACAUAGUAGUUGCCUUCACAUUGCCACUUUCUGCUUGUCUUUGCAUAAAGGUUGUCCAAGAAUAUGAGCGUGCAGUUAUAUUUCGUCUGGGUCGGCUCAUGCCUGGAGGUGCAAAGGGGCCAGGUAUAUUCUUCGUCCUUCCAUGCAUAGAUUCUUACAAAAAAAUUGAUUUGAGGAUCCUGUCAAAAGAUUCCGUCACAGUAGCUGUUGAUGCAGUCGUAUAUUUCCGCAUCUCCAAUGCGACUAUCUCAGUAACAAACGUGGAGGAUGCUUCACGGUCAACAAAGUUGUUAGCACAGACUACACUUCGGAACAUCCUUGGAACCAGGACAUUAGCGGAAAUGUUGUCGGAUAGGGAAGCAAUUUCUCAUCAAAUGCAGUGCACUCUUGACGAAGCCACGGAUCCUUGGGGGGUCAAAGUGGAGAGGGUGGAAGUGAAGGACGUCCGGCUUCCAGUGCAGCUCCAACGUGCCAUGGCUGCAGAAGCUGAGGCGACCAGAGAGGCCGGAGCGAAGGUCAUUGCUGCUGAAGGAGAACAGAAGGCGUCCCAAGCGCUUCGCGAGGCAGCUGAGGUGAUUGCUUCAUCUCCCUGUGCAAUUCAACUACGUUAUUUGCAAACGCUCAAUAGUAUUAGUGCUGAAAAGAAUUCUACCAUCAUAUUCCCGUUUCCAAUCGAGCUUAUACAUAAUUUUUUCCACUCUAAAGUUGAGAAGAAUUUGUAG
This is a messenger RNA of Strongylus vulgaris, 873 nucleotides long. Lineage: Eukaryota; Metazoa; Nematoda; Chromadorea; Rhabditida; Strongylidae. The record is from the annotation of a GenBank genome assembly.